Cladophialophora immunda is the source of this 1400-nucleotide messenger RNA. RefSeq lists its product as uncharacterized. Bases 123 to 1400 code for a protein of 425 amino acids. The record is from RefSeq and is a predicted model, not a curated record. The transcript has a single exon. NCBI's taxonomy places the organism in Eukaryota, Fungi, Ascomycota, Eurotiomycetes, Chaetothyriales, Herpotrichiellaceae.
CCUCGCUAUUGCUUCUUGCUAGGCAACUCUUUGCGCCGCAUAUCCCCCUUGACGCACUAUCCCCUUGCUUCUGUUGCCUAUACCUCCCAGAGCCAGCUAUUCCAUCACAGGCUCUAGGGACAAUGUGGUCGCCCAGUCGCAUCACCCGCACAUCCUCCAGCCAUUCUAUCGCAAUGUCUGUAGCUUCAAUGGCCACAUCUACUUCAAGCAAGCACUCGUCACAGCUGGGAUCGAGCCCGGAAACCAACUACAGUGAGAACGACCAUGACAGCCUGCUAUCUUCAUACCAAGACGACAAGCAGCAUCAGGAUGCAUCGCUGCCACCGCAAGUCCAGCCGCAAGAGUUACCUUUCAACCUGGAGGACAUGCCCCUCUGGCAGCCCAAGAAGCGAACACUCCACCUGAACUCACGAGAGCACUUCCUCGUCGCAGCAAAACAGCACCGUGAAGUGCACCAGAGCCUAGAGAUGCAAAGAAGCCGUAGUGAAUCUGUGGCCACAGACGACUCGCACGCCACACUGGCUGAGGACGCCUCGACAAUAGACCAAGCGGAUAUGGAUUUGAAAACGCCAACGGUAACCGGACUGAGAGUUUCUGACGAGCCAGAAGAGCAGCUUGUCGGCAACCCAGCCCUUCCGUUCGAGUCGACUGGUCCUAUGUCCGACCUUCUCCACUCCAUCCUCCUCCGUGUCGCCGACGUCGAACGGUCUCAUCCCACGAUCAUGUCCAAGGACUACGACCAACUUCAAAGUCGCAUCACCGAGCUCGAACGCGAGAAUCAAGCCAUCCUCAGGAACCACGCUGAUCUACUGUCCCUGAGGAACGAAGAUCUCUCGAAUCUGAUCAAAGUGAGGGAUUUGCUCGCAGAAGAGAGGCGAGGGCAUGCAGCCAUGAGAAAAUUGAGAGAUGAAGACUUGGAAAAUGUAUUGAUGUUGCGGGGGAAGCUUGCCAAAGCGACUUGGUCGGGGAGACUGCAGUCGUCCCAGCCACAGGACAGACGGUCGGUCUUGGGCGGUGGAGCAACCACACCCCUACCACAGAGGCUGUCACGGUCCGAUUCUGAUGAUCUUUGGCAACAAGCUCGUACAGCCGCAAUGGAGCAACGUGUUUUGGAGCUCGAGAAGGCAAAUACCGAGUUGCGCACUCAAUCCAUGACAGCGCCCAACACUGGCGCUAUUUCACUUGCCAGCGGUGCAACGGGAGGAGAUGUGCUGCUGAAUCGCGUUGAAACCAUGUUCGAAGAUAGUCUGAGACAUCGCGAAAAGAUGGCGACCAAAGUCCAGCAGUUAAGGUCAGAGAAGGAGGCCCUGCAAAAGGAGGUAGCAACAUUAGAGGACCGCAACGCCGAGCUGGAGGCGCUCGUCGAGAGGCUGAAGAGGGGAGUCAAUCUCGGACACUGA